AUGCACUUUUUCUUGUUAUUGAAUGCCAUCGUCCAGAUCAAGGUUCUUGCCAUUAUCUUUGAAUCAGGACGUAGAUCAAGAAGUAAAUCAGAUACAAAAGAAAAACGCUCUCGUUCGCGUUCUGCGUCUCCCAAGAAGGAACCGUCACGGGAACGUUCUGGACGUGGUCACAACCGUGAGCGAACGAGCUACAGAGAGAGGGAUAGGCGGAGAAGCCGUUCAUCAUCGAGAGACCGAAGACCGAGAGAGAAUCGAGAUCGGCGUCCUGUGUAUAGACGAAGCGAGCCGGAUUGGGACCAUCGUGGAUUUGAGAAGAUGAAGGAAUCCCAGGGCGGAGAGCGGGAAGAGUUUCAAAAGCGAAUUCGGGAAGAGGUGGUAAAGCGGUUGCGAGAAAAGCGUUCAUAA
Molecule: messenger RNA, 405 nt
Organism: Blastocystis hominis
Lineage: Eukaryota; Bigyra; Opalinata; Blastocystidae
Exons: 3
Coding region: 1-405 (134 amino acids)
Source: RefSeq, a predicted model, not a curated record